Alternaria ethzedia is the source of this 2709-nucleotide messenger RNA. RefSeq lists its product as uncharacterized. The transcript has 10 exons. NCBI's taxonomy places the organism in Eukaryota, Fungi, Ascomycota, Dothideomycetes, Pleosporales, Pleosporaceae. The record is from RefSeq and is a predicted model, not a curated record. Bases 1 to 2709 code for a protein of 902 amino acids.
AUGGAUAUCGACGACACCAAGACCCCUACGCCUGAUGGCACAGAGUCGCCUAUAUUCGAGCCUGAGGUGCCAACAGAGCUCUUGAUACCAGAUCUACCCGCUCUGGCAACGACCGACGCUACGGAGAUAAUCGAUCUAUCAUCGCUAACCAACGAAUCUACUGGAGAAGAACAACAUGCUUCGCCGUACAUCCAGAAGUUGAAGGUUCUUGAGGCCGAUGCCAAACAAGAGAUAUCCAGCUGGGAUCCCAAAUACCUAAGUCAAGAUCCGGAUGUUACUACGGCUGCAGCUGCAGCGGGGACCAAGCGAAAAGCUGCCGCAAUGGAAGAUGAACUAGAUAGUGAUCUCGAUGACGACGACUCCGACGAUGGCGACGAUCGAGUACCGGCUUACGACCCAGAUCAACAAAAUCGACCCAAAUUGCCGCUUUACCAUCCAGGCUUCAACCUUACAGAGUCUACUGCUACCAACAUACUGUCGACUAUCGGCCAGUAUAUCACCAAGUCGAUCCGCAGUGGGUAUGAUGAUGCAGAAGCGAAACACCUGCGCGAACAGAUUUUGCGAAACAACAAGAUUCCGUAUCAGGAAACAGUCCGCAUAUCUGUUGCUGGGGACACUGGCGCAGGGAAAUCGGCUUUGCUGAACGCUCUAUUGGGCGUGGUCAAUCUCAACGUCGAGAGUGACGGAGGAAGCGCUUGCACGUGCGUCAUUACAGAAUUCCAGCAAGCACCUCCGAGCCAGACGAAGGCUUACGCUGCCGAAGUUGAGUUCUUCGAUGUCACUAUCUGUAUAAAGAUGGUCACCGACCUUUUCACACAGUGGUACAACGCGAAGCAAAAGCAGCGGCAGGAUGCGGACGACCUGGACGACAAAGACCUAGAUCAGAUCAAGACAGCACGCGACUGCCUCCAACUUCUCUUCGCAGAUCGCUUAGAGUAUGGGACUAUGGAGAAGUUCCUAUCGACGGCCACAUCAGCCAAGGACCAGAAAGUCAUUAAGCAGCUAACUACUUGGACAACGAAGAUGCACCAAGAUUUCGUCAAACCAGGUCAAACGUCAGUUUGCUUCGAAUCUAGUACCCCGGAAAAUCUCAUUGAGAUGUAUCAACCGUUCACCAAAGAAGUUACAAACGCAAGCUUCCAAGGGAAGCCGUUGACAUGCUCACCUUGGCCUUUUGUCAGGAUCAACCGGGUCUUUUUGAAGUCACCGAUCCUUCAACAGAACGUUAUCAUUUCCGAUAUUCCCGGAGGUUCUGAUGUCAACUACUUCCGUAGAGAUACUGCAGAUCGCUAUUUGCAGAGCUGCCAUAUGACCAUAGUUGUCGCAAAGAUCGAUCGCAUUACGAACGACCUCUCCUUCCGCCAGAAGUACGUUGAUGCCUUCCGACGAAGGCGAAGCGGUAGUGUCAUCCUCGUCGGCACGAAGUCUGAUAUCAUGAACACUGAAAUCAACUCUACGCUGAAGAUGGACGUCGCCGCUGAAGACCAACUAGCUUCCAUCACAAACAAAGUUACCGAGAUCGAGAAAGACAUCCAAAACAUUGAUAACACCAUUCGACAUAACAUGAUCGACCGUAAUACCACGGCAAACAAGCCGUUGAAGAAACGCAAGAAGAAGCUCACCUCGCGCAAGAACGAUCUAGCUAAACAACGAAAAGACAUCCUCAUCGUGGCGCGCAACAAGGAGGUGACAGUAGCUAUGAGCGAAAACUAUCGCGAAGACACCGGCGAUGAUGCGAUCGCGGCCAUCUACUGCGUUUCGAACCUCAUGUACAUGCGUCAUCUCCGCGGGUACGACAAGACGGACCCGUUAUCUAUUCCGACCAUGACGCUCGAUCAGACACAGAUCCCAGCUCUCUGCUCCCACGUCUAUACUCUGUCUUCCCGUGGAAGGACUUCAGACCUAGACCAUUUCGUCAGGGUUACUGUUCCUACGCUGUUGAACAUCGUGCAGAUGUCAGUUAGCACAACCACGUUAGCAAGGGUGAACCAUCUUACUGGAAUUAUACAACGAGCUCGGAAGGACAUCGACGCAAGCAUUAAACGACUAGCUCUCAAAUUUCACAACACAGACAUCAAGCUACUCCACGAUCAGCUAGCUGAUCCUGCUUUGCAAACGAGAUUUGACAAGGAGGCAUUGAAGAAGCUCGUCGAGUGGGAAGACAUGAACGCUGCCAGCCAUAGGGCUGCAUGUCGAAAGAAAGGUAUCUACGUGCAAAAGAAGAAAUGCAUUGCGAUGGACUGGAAUGAGGACUUCAUGUGGCCUGUCCGACCAUAUAUCGACGUUGCAUUCCGAGUUAUCAUCGAUGAUUCAUGCGAGCUGUUCAAAGCCGAGGCAACCCAAGACAUCAAAGAGAUUAUAACUGCUCUGGACACCAAAUUGAAGAGCAAGACCAUGAAAUUGGCCCGCCAUCAGUACCUCCGAGAAGCCAUUCCCGGUCCUAUGGGUCCCUUUGCUCAGAUCGCCAGCUACGCAAAGGUCGAUGCCGAGAAAUCCAUCAAGCGUGCCGGUGACGAGCUUAAGAAGAAUUUGAACGAGAUGCUGCGAAACGUUCAAACGGAUUUCGAGCGUAUGAAGAACCGGAAGGACAACGAUACAGAGCAGGGCAAGGCGUUCCGAAAGCAGCUCCACGAGCUGGUCGAAGAGGCGCGGAGGAUUCUGAACGGGGUCACCCAGGAGAGUCUGGACUUGUGCAAGCAGUACAAGUGA